AUGCCCAACGACCUUGCAAGAAGUCGCCGCAUGCUCGAUCCGCCCAUCUCACCCUUCCAGGAUCUCAAACCUGAGACACAGGGUUCAUCGCCUCCCUCGCUCCGGCUUGCCUUCUUCCACCCAUCUCGCUUGCAACCACACAACAUCAACGCGCCAGAUGUGCUGCCGCCUCCUUCGCUCCGAGGUGUCCACCUCCAAGCCCUGAUCGUCUCCGUUCCGGCCUCGCUUGCAUCGACUGCUGUCGCCCUGGAUCAACACAACACGGACACACGGACGCUCGUCCGCUUGCGACUGUCUUCAACCAGCACAGGUACAGGGGUGUCUAAAUAG
Moesziomyces antarcticus is the source of this 330-nucleotide messenger RNA. RefSeq lists its product as uncharacterized. The transcript has a single exon. The record is from RefSeq and is a predicted model, not a curated record. NCBI's taxonomy places the organism in Eukaryota, Fungi, Basidiomycota, Ustilaginomycetes, Ustilaginales, Ustilaginaceae. The coding region runs from base 1 to 330 and encodes 109 amino acids.